Messenger RNA from Colossoma macropomum (tambaqui), 1681 nucleotides. It is a transcript of the gene babam2, whose product is annotated as BRISC and BRCA1 A complex member 2. Gene Ontology annotation, biological process: double-strand break repair. NCBI's taxonomy places the organism in Eukaryota, Metazoa, Chordata, Actinopteri, Characiformes, Serrasalmidae. Gene Ontology annotation, cellular component: BRCA1-A complex; BRISC complex. The coding region runs from base 132 to 1292 and encodes 386 amino acids. The record is from RefSeq and is a predicted model, not a curated record. The transcript is spliced from 12 exons.
CAGGCGUUCGUGUAGACAGCCUGCAUAAAGCCCCCAAACAAACAGCACCAGGAAGACAACAACAGGAGCAGCUGAGAGAAAUUCAGCUGCGGUUAAAUCUGUGAUAAAGCAGAGAGAUCUCUCAGCGAAAGAUGAACAGCCUUUCUCCGGAGGUGGCCCUGAGCCGGAUCUCUCCUGAGUUGAGGCCUUUACUGUGCAGUGUUGUGCGCAAUGGCCGCGUUGGUUUAGACUCCACUAACUGCCUGAGGAUCACUGACCUUAAGACUGGUUGUACGUCUCUGACGCCAGGGCCUUGCUGUGAUAGAUUUAAACUGCACAUCCCGUACGCUGGAGAAACUCUUAAAUGGGACAUAAUCUUUAAUGCCAGUGACCCUGAGCUGCCUCCUGACUUCAUUUUUGGGGAAGAUGCAGAGUUCUUGCCAGAGCCGUCUGAACUACCGCAUCUGGUGGCCUGGGAUGCUGCAGACCCUGAGUGCCUCCUGCAGCUGGUGAAGGAGCUCCUGCAGCAGUACCAUCAGUACCAGUGCCAACGACUAAGGGACAGCUCACGCCUGCUUUUUGAGUACGAUAGCCUGCUAGAGGACCCCAACUACGGCCGCAGCAUGGAAAUCUACGCUGGCCGCAAGAACAGCUGGACAGGAGAGUUCUCUGCUCGCUUCCUGCUCAAACUCCCUGUGGAUUUCAGCAACAUUCCCAUCUAUCUGCUCAAGGAUACGGCUCUGGACCCAGGAGAAGAUGUGGCACUCCUUUCUGUUAGUUUUGAAGAUGCUGAGGCUACGCAGGUCUUUCCCAAACUCUUCUUAUCACCCAGCAUAGAACACGCCCUUGGAGGGCCCUCAGCCCUGCAUAUUCCUGCCUUCCCGAGUGGAGGUUGCCUCAUUGACUACGUGCCUCAAGUGUGCCAGUUACUCACAAAUAAGGUGCAGUAUGUUAUUCAAGGCUACCACAAGAGGAGAGAAUACAUUGCUGCCUUUCUUAGUCAUUUUGGAAUGGGGGUGGUUGAAUAUGAUGCUGUGGGCUUUACUAAACUCACUCUUCUACUCAUGUGGAAAGACUUCUGUUUCCUGGUCCACGUGGACCUGCCUCUGUACUUCCCCCGAGACCAGCCCACACUGACCUUCCAGUCCAUCUACCACUUCACCAGCAGUGGACAGCUCUACUCCCAGGUGCAGAAGUCCUACCCUUACAGCCCACGCUGGGAUGGCAACGAGAUGGCCAAAAGAGCCAAGGCGUACUUCAAGAGUUUUAUCCCUCAGUUCCAAGAGGGAGCGUUUGCCAAUGGAAAACUGUAGAUGCAGAACACGAUAGAGGAAGAUAUAUCUGCACAUCUGAAAUGAAGAGAAAUGGCUGGUAAAAUCUGUGCUGAAGAGAAGAGAUGGCCUUGAACGAAGAUACAGAACACUGCACGCUGUCCUUCAUGUUUGAGAAAACUCUCCCAGAUAUGCACUCAAACCCGAUGCCACCAUGAACAGUCCAUCUGAAAAAUAUUUACUGUUCUGCACUGGAGAGUCUAAACGGAACUGUGUUUACUAAACAGAUUCAGGUUAACUGAAGACUCCAACAAGAGGGAAGCUUCUUUGUGUAUGUAUGUGUUAUUCUUAUCAUGUUUUUCUCUUGUUUUUGCACAAUGCCUGUUCCUCCUUAUUUGAGAGAGCUAAAAUAAAUCCAUUUUCUUCUGUUU